Molecule: messenger RNA, 345 nt
Organism: Peronospora matthiolae
Lineage: Eukaryota; Oomycota; Peronosporomycetes; Peronosporales; Peronosporaceae
Source: the annotation of a GenBank genome assembly
AUGCACUCGUGUCGACCCGAGACCUUGAAGAUUGACAUCUCCAAGUGUAGGGGAGUCGAAGAGAACUCCAUCUUGAGAUGGUUCGACGAAUUAGACGACGCCAUAAGGGCGCGUCGCAUCGACUAUGGGGAUAUGCAAGUUUCAUUUGACCAGUCAAAUCUGGCAGGACGUGCCAAGACUUGGGCACUGGGGCUCAAGUUGCACGACCCAUAUGCGUUUGAGUCGUUGGAAGUCUUCAAGUCGCGGUCAAGACAAACGUUUGAACCGCCUAGAGCUGAGUUCAGAGCUCGAACCGAACUCUUGAAGCUCAAACAGGGUGAGCGUGAUGUGCACGCUUACGCUUAA